Messenger RNA from Lethenteron reissneri (Far Eastern brook lamprey), 7192 nucleotides. RefSeq names its product cAMP-dependent protein kinase inhibitor alpha-like. Gene Ontology annotation, molecular function: cAMP-dependent protein kinase inhibitor activity. Gene Ontology annotation, biological process: negative regulation of protein kinase activity. NCBI's taxonomy places the organism in Eukaryota, Metazoa, Chordata, Hyperoartia, Petromyzontiformes, Petromyzontidae. The record is from RefSeq and is a predicted model, not a curated record.
GGGAUGGAGGUUGAGGUUCAGUAAAGAAAAAGGUACAUCUGAUAACACGCUUCAAAAUCAUCCGUGGAAAUAUGUAUUACUGGCUGCAUUUAUUGACCAAAAUUGAGACUACGCUUGGAGCAAAAGGGAGAGAGGUCUGCUGUUAUGUGAUAAGGCCAUCCACUGGAUUAUACCAUUACUGCGAAACGCUCAGACACCCCUGCCCAUUUAGGGUAAGAGCAAAAACCAUUGCAUAAUACACACACACACACAACACACAAUCAUUGCUGCCAACAGUAACGCCAGAACAUCGUGGGGGCUUAUUCUUUUUCGACCUCUUCAUCUUUUUGGGGUUUCACGCAACGAGAACCCACGAACGCGCGCGCGCUCGCCCGCCACGUGCGCUCAUCAUCAUCAUCCAGCGGGCCGAGCGCGUCGUCUUCGAGUGCUUUGCGUUCGCAGAGUUGCGUCAAAGCGGAGGAGGGAGAAAGGGAGUGGACGAGGGAGAAUGGUGCAGCCCCGCCAGACGUUUUGUCGCCACAUAGCACCGCGUUGAGAGAGGAGGGAGGAGGCGGCGCUUCUGUGCCCGCGCAGAAGACGAGCAAGGGAGAGGGAGGGAGGGAGGAAGGACCGCGGGAUUCUCCUCUUCCAACUCGCUUCUUCCACCUCGCUCAGCAACGGCGGCAGCAGCAACAGAAGGAAGACGUUUCACUUUCUUUCCCUGCGGGCUGCGUUCGUUUAACAAAUGCUGAUUAUGACGGAUUUGGCCAGAGAUGACGGAUGUUGAGCCAGCGUCUCUGUCGGAUUUCGCGGCAUCGGGCAGGUCGGGGCGGCGUAACGCCCUGCCGGACAUCCUGGGCUCCCCAUCCGGUGCCUCCCCUGGGGAGCUGCCACUCAAACUCGCCGAGCUCACCGUGACCGAAGGUGCGUCGCAGGAGGCCCAGACGCCAACCCUGGAGGAUCCUGUGGUGGGCGGCGAUGGAAAUGGAGGCGACAAGGAGUGAGGACGACUGCCUGUACACAGCCACGCCAACCUGAGCACGGCCGAGCCUGCGACGCCCCGAACGACCAGGAUGGAACGCAAUCAAACCUGACCCGCUCGCUUUGGUUCCUUUUUCUCCUCGUCGUAGCGUAGGCUUCGUGAUUGUACCAACUGUGUGAGGAGGGGAAAGUUAAUGUCCUCCAAAUGAGGAGGUGGCUCUAUAGCUUGAGACACCGGGCAGUUUGACCGCUACGGUCUUCGGAAAACAUCGUGCCGAAUGUAAAGCGUCGGGAGUCGAGCGGAAGGCACAGCGAUUCCCGAUGCCUCCGCUGAUAAUACAUCGCAGGCAGUGCUUACAUUCUGACGGCAUCAUCAGUGUGUGUACAUUGCAUAAGGAAAAUAUUUUAUACAUUUUGAAUUGAACGUUAGGUUUUUAAGGUAAAAUAUAUUAAACAAUUUACGAGAAGAAGACAUUUUUUUUUCUUGGGACUAUUUAGGGUAUUAUCACUGUGUGUUGGAAGUAGGGUUGUACAGGUGAUUUUGAUGGCAACCAAUGCACUGUACAACCAAUGCACUGUACAACCAGUGCAGGUGGUGGAAUCAAACGCUUCGUUGAGUUUCCUCGGAGAGAGAGCAAAGAGAGGAGGCUAGAAUUCACUAAAAAUGUAAAAAAAAAAACCUGGAUUUUCACAAACGUUUGUUGCAUAAUAAUAGAUGUGUUGUUUUUUCCCCAUUGUAAUUUUCGAACAGUCGUGGCAAAUACAUAACGGGCAAUGACACCAGCUUAAGGAAGUAUGUGUAUAGUUAUAGUGUGCGUGCAGAACACUUUCUAACGUGGAGGGAAUUCUACCCCUGAGAGUGUUACGUGAUAUCUGGAUUAAAGAGCAUAGUGAUGAGCCUCAUGAUGAUCCUGGUAUUGUGCCUGCAAUUACCGCGUAGCGCUUUGGACCUUGGCUUCUUAACCUUUUGACUUACCCCAAAAUUUCAAGCAUUGCCAGCAAUUACAAACAAAUUUAGUUCUAAAACCAGUGUAAACAUUUGCUCACAUUACAAUCCACAAGCACCAAAACUGAAAUCAAAGAGAUUUACUUCAACUAAGUUAAAGUAAUAAUCAUAAUGCAGAGUCUUAAGCAACUCAUUCUUGAAAAUCCAGCGAAUGACUUUUACCAUUCCAACAAUUAUGUUGCCGUUUGAACUACUAUACUACUCUACCAGAUGUAAAUGAGGCAGAUAAGCGUGAUUAUGUGUUUGUUCAGAUAAUUGUGGGUUUGUGAAAGAAAGGUCACAAGUGUCGUCAUGUUCACCCGGAAGUGUGAUUUUUUAAAAGUUUUAAAUCAGCUGUAUAAUAAUCAUCCCAAAGUGUGUAAAGGCAAAUGCAAACUGUUUGAGUAUAACUGUCCAUGUGCAUAUAAACUGUGACGCUUAGUAGUACAACAGCCACAAGUGUCCAUCAUUGAAGCAUAGAUUUGAAUAAGCACAACUCAUUAUCAUCGGCAUACAUGGAGUCAAGCGUGCGCCGUUCCCGUUUUCCCAAAACACUGUUGUGCUUGCUGAUUUUAGUGACAAGAGAUCAAACGGCAGCAACCAAAUCUGCGAUGCACAGUGUGGAAUUGACAUUUAACGAUGCAGUGGAUACAUUUUUCACAAAGAGAGAAAGUUUCCAAACAUUGAAGCCCCUUCAACUCCACUGUGGCCGCAAUGCCUCGUUAAUAAAGGGACAUAAAAUCAUGUAAUGCUAUUAAUUUGUCAUCAUUUUGGUGUAAUCAUUCACUAAGAAGAGCACUGCUAUUUGUGGAAAACCAAAUUUUGGUGAACAUGGAGACUGUCCUUAUUACUCAAUUACAUAUGUAUGCACAGCAGGAAUCUUACUUAUCUGUGGUGAUGUGAGUGAUGAACGUCACAAAAAUUCCAUUAUCUGCAAUGUUAUCUGUGAAAUGACUCCCAUUUAUCCGCGAAAGGAAAUAAAUCGUGUGUAGAAUUCGUGGAUAAUAGGAUGAAUUGCCACGCUACACUUAUUCAUACAAUGUGCAAAUAGGAAGCUUUUCAUUGGAGGAUGGUGGCAGGUGAGAAUGAAGAUAUUAGGAAGAAUAGGGGGAAUUAAUUUGUUGGUAUUUUAGUGCAGACCCUAUAGGUCUUGCGUAUAAUUCGAGUUGCAGAUAAUAAUAGGGCUGUGGAUAAGUGGUAUUUGAAGUUGUGUAAAUACUAAGAUGCAACUAUAUGAGUCGUUUGUAGCCAUGUUAGCAGAUGUAUUGGUAUAGUACUGUGUCUACAUAACAUAAACCAGUGAUACAAGUUAUACACAAAUCAUCACCAUUUUUUUAGAAAAGACAUGCAACACUUUUUUCUUCUAAACUUGUCUUGCAUAUUUGACAAAAUUGUGAUGUUGGUGUAGAGUUUUGUUUUAAAUACUGCUAUAAGCUAUAUGCUUAAUCUUUAUAUCAAGUUAUCUUCAUCAUCUUGACCGCAUAUUACAUUUGACUCGUGUAGUUUUCAAUUUAUGUGUAAUAUAUUUGUUUAUCAUUUACAAGACAGGAAAAGCUCAUUUUUGUAGUCGUGUGCAAAGAAAGUUUGCACAAUGCUUGGACUGAAAACAUAAACAAACCCUAAUUCACAAAUAUCAGACGCGUUACGCUCAAUAAAUUAAACGUCUUGAAAAACUACACUUUUAAUUGGAACUUAAUUAAAACGCUAUGUGAGAACCUAAAACGAGUGCUUAUGCCAUUGGUUGAUUAUAUCAGUUAUGAUUUCACGCCAUCCUUUCUCCGUUGUCAAUGCAAGAAUAGUUUUUCUAAGUGUCAUUGCCCCUUUUUUUUGCUCUUGCCUUCCCCAAGUUGGGGUUCCACGACGUUUUUCACACCGGGUUCACUAAACCUCGAGCACCUGAUGUUGCACGUGGUGCUUCGACACUUUAGGGUCACACUGUGUGUGUCACGUGGUGCCUGUUCAUUGUUUGGGCCUAGGUUAGGCCUAAACUAAGUAAAAACUAUAAUUGUUUGUUUUUAUAUAAAAGACACAACACAUUACAACAAUGAUGGCUUCUGAUCAAUAACGUGAAAUUAUCAAUCAUUAUUGUAUUAAUAUCUCUAACUCACAUUUUAGUAUUUCCAAGUAUUAUGGUCCAAGCCCACCAAUGCCUCCUACUCCACCACAACAGACAUCCAACGAACUCCAAAUUUCACACCAAUAACAUCUCAAGAAUUACAUAAUUUUCCUUUAGUGUCCUUAACAUUAGGUCUCGUACAAUGUAGUCUUACAGCCACAGAAAUACUAUCUCCUCUCAUUCAUCACUCAACGCUGUUCAUUAGAGCGUGUCAAUCGCGGCUAAUCCUAUAAAUGACGACACAAACCUAUCAUAACAUGUAAAAUGUCAAAUACCUUGGCACUGUCCCCUUUGUGCCUCCCCAACCGCGUUUGGCUGCCCGUGUCACGUACCAAUCCGCAAAGUUCAACCGAGUGAACUUUGCAGUACAUUAGAAUCACACGCCCCUGAUGUUAUUGAAUUGCAGCUUGAGGCGCAUUAAGUGUCGUUAUGGGGUUUCAGUAAUCCUGUGAACCCAGCCUAAUACAUUGUGUCCUGUCAUUAUGUGGCUAUUCAAUAAGCACACAUCUCUCGUAAUGUAUACUUGUUCUGUGUGGAUUACAGUGCGUCAUCAAGACAAUUACAGAUUGAAGACUCUCCAAUGUGUUUGAAGACGCUCAGGUGCCCGUUGUUUACCCAGUCGCUGGCCACACCUCCGAGCCACACACCUUGUCAGCACCUGGCAAUGCCUGGUGGCUCACCUUACAAUUACUAACCAAGUUCAAACCGGCUUAGCUUCUGAAAUCUGGCGUUAUUGGGCACUUUUUGGUUACCUGCUCAAAGGUGAAUUUUCAUGUGGAGGGCCGAACUGUAAUGGAGCAACUGUAAAACCUGUCGUCGGUGUUUAAACCCAGCAUCUUCAAACAUUUACCCCGUGUUAACAGCGACGAGUUGUAGACCCACCACAGCUUAAGUAUUGAUGCAUUUAGCAAAACGGGCCCAAAUUGAGCUUGCAAGUAGGAAAAUGUAAACGUGUGCGAGCCACUCUCAUUGCACCACAAUUAUGCUAUCGGUGUCAAGACACAGCACCUCUUACAGAUGUCACAACAAUAGUGUAUAGCGAAGCCCAUUUCUCUUCACAUGGGUACUCACCAGUCUGUUCAUGUAUUCUCUUAUUGUCCAUUAUAACAGUCCAUGUCCGUGUAAAGCCCUCGUGUCAAGCCACUGUUGGCUGAGGACCUCCACAUGGUAUAAUUGUUGAUGGUCUUCGGUAAAAAAAAAAAUGUUUUACACAGUCCUAUUUGCACAGUCAAUUUGCAGGUCCAAAAGGCGGGCGGCAUAGCCGUGGAAGCAAAGAAGCAAAGUCCAACAAAGGAUUUUGCGACACCGAGAAGCAAUCACUGCUCUGCGGUCACAUUGACCAACCUGAUUUGCAUGUUGGUCACCCAUUAAAGCAUUCUCCCUGCUCGUUGCUUCGCUUCCAAUAUCCGACGGAAUUGGGCGAGUUCGCGAUGAUUUGAUCGUGAGCAUAAUGGUACGCGUUAUGUCUGUUAAAAUACAUAAAUAUUAACUAUUUGAUAAAUAUAAAAACAGGUUGAGUGGAAUAUAAAUUGGAUGUCAUGUAGGGUAAUUUCACGUCUCAUAAGAAGCAUAUUUUUUUACAUUACGGAAAAAUACCUAUUUACAUCUCAUUUGUCAAUCCACUGCUGGAUGAAAGCCUCCCCCAUGUCUUGUGGUCAUAGAGCUUGUGACUGUACUCUAAUAAUAACAUCAUUAUGGUCAGUGUGCAGGGAAUCAAACUCAAGUCACUGGCUGGGUUCAUAGCACAGCGUGCAAACCACUCCAACCCCAGUUACAGUAUACAUAAAAUGUAUGCACAGAAUAUGUUGACUGUUAUUUCUGACUGUUACCCCUGUUUAGUCAGUGGUGUCAUCUGAGGCUGAUAGACUGGAAUAGGCACGUGACUAGUUGGUGUUCUGGGUUCGGAAAAAAUAUUUUCCAGGUCACCGACCGAGACAGAACCUUCUUAAAUGAAGCCCUACCUCGUGUUAGCUUUUGAUAUCAUCAUCAUCAUCGUCACCCUCCUCUUGUUGUCAUGUGGUCUUUUUUCAUUUAACAACUUCGAAAAGCAGGUGUUAUCAUGUAAGUGCGUUUUAAAACAUUACACAAACGACCUUUCACUGUCGCCACUGCCUCAUGCAGUAGACUAUAUGGAAUACGCUGCCCUUUUUGCUAAUCAUUAUCCGUGAAGCCUAUAUGAUCCGCAAAAACCUAUUAUAUGGGCCUCUAUUCUUCCUAUAAUCCGCCCUUUUCCCAUGUUGCAUUGCGAAACAGCUUCCUGUUAUCUGCAAUUCACAGAUCGGUGAGAUCUACAGGGCAAUAUCAUCCAUUAUCCGUAUUUUUCACGGAUAAAAUUCAGCAAAUCUAAUCGGUCACAUCACAGAUAACAGGAUCCACGAUAUUCGCCCCCCCCCCCCACAUAUCAACGCGCAUGAAAGGCGUUCUCCUGCACUUUACAACGGAACGUUGAAAUUGGCCUCGGGUCCUUUGGCAAGAGCAUAACGUGCAUCAAUGCUAAUAUAUUAGGCCUCGCUGUGUAGACGUCAAGGCGCAGGGAGUCGAAUGGGUCAGGGAACCGCAAGCAUAUACAGUGAAUUAUAGCAGUUGCCCGAAUUGUGCAGCGUUCGCUUGGACAGGCUUCUCAAUCUGUUCCUCCUCACAGGAUGCUUGAACAUCAAUCAACAUGUCCACAUUGAUCUUCGCACACUGCGCGAGUGUAUUCAGUAAACAGCAAUGAUACCUACAGCGCAGUGCUUAAAUCGCUACAUUUCCUGACUUCAACCGCAACCCUUUAUGCAAUAAUCAAAUUUGGAAAUUACAAGAUAACCCCAUUAUCACAACAGUAUAAUAGUUUUUUUUUCGAUUUAAAGCUUUCGUGACUGCAGGGAUUCAUCUUCUUGUUUCUUUCGGUAAAGUCACGUAGAAGGGAAGUAAUAAAAUAAUAAAAAUAAAACAUAAUAAAACAAUUCUCACGACGUUUCGGCUACAACGCAAGCAGCCGUCUUCAGGUGAAGAAUGAGACACUACCAAACUAGGAGCUUAUAUAUAAGCUGCAUUGGGGGUUGAAGAGCGCCUUAACAAAAAGAAUGUGCAUGUGAAGAGGGAUUUAGCAUAUUCAUGGAAAAUGCGUAGGCGUUGGGCGGGGGGGUGUC